CGUGGGUGGCUGGGCGCCACCCGCUCACCCACUCUCGCACUCUACCGGUAGUGCUCUGUUUUAACGGAUCUCAAUCGAUCAUUGAGCUAUGCCUCAGCAGGGGGCCUCGGAUAGCGAUGGGGAGGGAAAUGGGGGUCACCACCAUUACACCUCAGGUGCGAGAUGGGAGGCAGGAAUCAUGCCGGAGGCAUGCUGGCGGGAGCGACGAAGGCAGUCUCGACGGCGACGAGCAGGACAUCGAUCUCGACGCAGGCGACGAGGCUCGGGAAAGCAGAGCCCCGUUAGGAUGAUGAGCAAGCGGCGCCGAGCGUCCAUGGAGGAGCAAGACCAGGAAGGUGGAGGAGGAACAUGGGAGCACGGCAAGAUUUAUCGAGAUCUGUUUGGAUCAUCGGCUACGGCGACGACGAUCAGUCAGCUCAACAAUGGCUAUGGGAUAGGAUUGGGUUGCCCGAAGUGGCUGCGUGGUGGAGAGACAUUUGGCAAGAAAAUGGAUAUGGGAGAACACUUCACAGGGGGAGGCAGAGCAGGAGGAUGGCGCGACCCAGUGGGUCAAUUCACAGGUGCAACCUCGCAGAGGCGUACUCCUUUUUGCUUCAACAGCGGCCGCAAGGUCCGCAUUGACUGGCGCCGAAUUCAUGCAGUUGAUAUUGACCGCGUCGUCAGACAGACAGAUAUUGAGUCACUUGAAUCAGUUCUGGAAAUGAUUGCAUUCGGUGAUGUGGAGGCUGAGGACACAAGACACUUCUGUGAGGUCAAUUUCACAAAACUAUUCCGAAUAGCACAAAUGCUGGUUGAGUACCUUCUGCAUGUGCAAGAUGUUCUAGCUGCAGAGAAAUCUGAGCUUCUAGAACUGGCGACAUCACUUAAGAAGCGUGCAGAAAAAUUGCGAUGUAAAGCGGUGUGGCUCUAUGACGAAUUGAAUGCCAAGCGUAGGCAUUUGAAGCAGGCCAAGAAGGCCAACUCCGAAAGGCCAGUUCUAGAAACCUCUACGUUGGCCCUUCGGUACUGUAGCAGCUACGACUUUGCCCUUUCAGACCGUUACAUCUCGGCUGUCCCGGUGUACUUUGCACCGCACGCAUGUGAACCUGUCACUUUUGACGUGUUGGACACCGACUUCGAUGUCAUUUUGGGGAUGCCAUGGCUUUCUAGCGCGGACCACACGGUCAAUUUCCAUCGACGYACGCUCACGAUUCGUGAUGCAACUGGCGUCGAGGUCCCGUGUACUAUUCGUCCUCCUCGCUCUUCCAUUCGGUGCCAAGUCGUGAGUGCCAAAUCUUUUCGAGACACAUGCCGUUCCGAGCAUGUCGAAGAGAUUGGCAUCGCUUUUUUUCGAACCGUCCCGACGACCGAUUCAUCGUCCACGGAUGUGUCUUCCGACCCCCGUGUGACCCGGUUGUUAGACGAGUUCUCGAUUGUUUUUGAGACACCCUCCGGUAUAGUGCCGGACUGGCCAAUCUCUCACGAGAUCAUACUUGAGGUCGGCGCCGUGCCAACGAAAAGAUGCAUUUAUCGCAUGUCCGAGGAGGAGCUCACGGUUCUCCGUGCGCAACUAGACGAUCUACUUGACAAGGGUUGGAUCCGCCCUAGCAGCUCACCUUACGGUGCGCCCGUUCUCUUCGUUCAGAAGAAGAACAAGGACCUUCGACUUUGCAUUGACUACCGAUGCCUCAACGCGCAAACCAUCAAGAACGCGGGCCCUCUACCUCGCAUUGACAAUUUGCUGGAGCGGUUAGGCGGCGCCAAGUACUUUUCCAAGUUGGACCUCAAGUCGGGCUACCAUCAGAUUUCCAUCCGCCCACAAGAUCGGUACAAAACCGCGUUUAAGACGCGAUAUGGGCAUUUUGAGUGGGUAGUUAUGCCUUUUGGCCUCACCAAUGCCCCGGCCACCUUUCAGGCGGCCAUGACCACCGAGUUUCGCGCUAUGUUGGACCGCUUCGUCUUGGUCUACUUAGACGACAUCCUCGUCUAUAGCCGAACUCUAGAGGAGCAUCUCGAGCACCUUCGCCGUGUUCUAGAGACUCUUCGGUCAGCCGGGUACAAAGCUAACCACGACAAAUGCGAGUUUGUCCGGCAAGAGCUUGAAUACUUGGGUCAUUUUGUCUCUCCGAAAGGCAUUCGUCCAUUGGCGGACAAGAUUCAAGCCAUCCAGGAGUGGCCCGAGCCGAAGAAUGUGACGGACGUCCGAUCCUUCCCCGACUUGGCCGGUUAUUAUCAGCGUUUCAUCAAGAGUUACUCGAAGAUCGCGGCCAACCUAAGCAAGUUACAAAGCGAGGAGCAGACUUUUGACUUCGACGACGAUGCGCGCCAUUCUUUUGAAACACUCAAAGCGGCACUCUUAUCCGCUGAGGUGUUACAUAUUUACGACCCGCUUCUAGCUACGCGCGUCACUACCGAUGCGUCGGGCUAUGGCAUURGGGCCAUCCUUGAGCAACACGAUGGCACGGACUGGCACCCACAGACGAAGUUGAAGGUGAUUGCGGAGGAACAGGCGACGAAGAUGAAAGAGAUAGAGGAGGAGAUGGAGAGAAAGAAGAAGGAUGUUGAAGAAGAAGUGGCAGUAGAAGAAGAGAAAGAGAGGAUGAGAAUUGAGAGUAGAGAAGGAAGUAGUGGCACGAAGCGAGACACAGACGCAGAGAUGGAGAAGAAAAUAAUUGAGUGGGUUGCCAACUUAUCGUUGGGUGAAGAUGAGGAGGCACAAAUGUAUGUGCCGCCGGAAGAGAAAGAGGCGUUUGCCAAGGCCCUUGGACUGAUUAAGGACCGAGGAGGAGAAAAGGCUGGAAUGGAAGCUGAGGCUGAAAAGGGAGCAGAAGAAGAGAAGGGAGGAAGCCAACCGGUUGACCGCAGAGGUGGAGAAGGUGUGGCAGAAGAGUUGAAGAAAAGGAUGCCAGCGUGGGCCAAGAUGAAGAAAGAAAGUAAAGGACAACUAAUCUUGAUAGACGUAGAGGUUUUCAAAAGUAGAGUUGGGGCCCUUAUAGACUCAGGGGCCACCCAUAGUUAUAUUAGUCGUAGGGCGCUGACGAAGCUGAGGUUAGGAUUAAAAUUCCAAAAGUUGGCAGACCCCAUUGUCAGUGUCCUCGCAGACAACCGCACAAUGCGCGUUGAGGACUACGUAGAGGGAGUCCAGGCGUACUUUCGCCUAGAGAAGGAUGGGAAGGUGGAAAAAGUUCUCCAUUCCCUGACUCUCCUCAUACAGGAUGACCUUCCUUUUGAUGUAGUGUUAGGAAUGGAUUGGGGAGAGGCAGCAGGGGCCACACUUCAUUUGAGAGAGCACGAGUGUAGGCUCCCUAGCCCGUCAGGCGAGGUUAAGACGGCCCGCCUGUUUCAUGUGUCAGGUGUAGAUAACACCUUGGCACAUUGCUGUCUCAGUGCUCCCGCGUCCGCGCGGUUAGUGAAAAAGGAGCAAUUAGAGGAGCAGGUAUUUGUGGUGUAUGUUAGACAUAUCACCGAGGGCAAGGAAGAGGUAAGUUCCACGGAUCCAUCCAUAGCCAAGUUGCUGGAAGAGUUCAAAGACUUGACGGAGUCGCCAACAGGGGUAGUGUCGCGACCCAUCCAACACAGGAUAGAGAUAGAACCUGGCAGUAGAACUCCUAAGGGUGCAGUUUACAGGAUGUCCCCUAGAGAGUUAGAGGAGCUGCGUAAGCAAUUGCUAAAGAAAGAUGCAAUCUGGCAAUGGGACAAGGACUGUACGUCUGCGCUCAAGAAGUUAAAGCGCGUGUUGAUAGAAUAUCAUGUCCUCAAAGUUGCAGAUCCGUUUUUGCCAUUUGUCGUCACCAUGGACGCGAGUCAGUAUGGGAUAGGCGUCGUGUUGCAGCAAGACGACGGCAAUGGCUAUAGACCCGUAGAGUUCAUGUCAGCAAGGAUGCCCUGUGAGAAGGUCGCUACCUCCACGUACGAGAGAGAACUCUACGCUCUCAGGCAGGCUUUAKACCAUUGGAAGCAYUACCURCUUGGGAGGCACUUCAAAGUGUAUUCGGACCAUGAAACSCUUAGAUGGUUAAAGACUCAGGCCAAGAUGACACCUAAGUUGACUAGGUGRGCYGCAGAGAUAGACCAAUUCGACUUUGAGCUCAAGCCAGUGAAGGGCAAGUACAACGUAGUUGCGGAUGCUCUGAGUAGGAGAUYAKACUACUUUGGAGCCGUAGUACACUAUCUGGAUAUAGGGAGAGACCUGCAGGAGAAAGUGAAGCAAGCGUAUGCACAAGACCCUAUCUAUAGCGACCUCCUAAAGAGAAUUAGGGAGGCCCCAGAGGAUGAACCAGAUUACCACACUACAGAUGGGUUGUUGUUUGAGAAGACUAAUGUGUUUGACCGCUUGUACGAAGUCCAAGAGGAGCAGCAACGCGAGGCAGCAGCCGAAGCAGCACGCCUUAAUGCCAUUGUACACGCAGAAGAGCAACGACGCCGGCAGCAAGCUGACGCAGCUGCCAACCACAACAAAGCUCGAAGAGAUGCCGCGUUUGUCCUCAUGCAGCAGGAAGCCGCUCAUACCGCCGCACUCCAAGCAUGGCAUGUUGAUCCGGCGGAAACAACGGAACCAACUACGGAGGACCAGACUAAGUCAGCUCUCGCCAACAUGAUGCACCAAGUCAUCCUCACUUGUAACUGGCAACAAGUGGAGCUGGCUCGGCAGGCACGUACCAUUACUGAGUACGAGGAGACUCUCAAGAGCCUCCACGCCCGCCUUGACAUGCUGGAGAAGGAUGACGUGUAGCACAGGCACAUGACAUCGUUAAGCAUCGAGCUAUCGAUCCG
Molecule: messenger RNA, 4752 nt
Organism: Chara braunii
Lineage: Eukaryota; Viridiplantae; Streptophyta; Charophyceae; Charales; Characeae
Source: the annotation of a GenBank genome assembly